Molecule: messenger RNA, 1691 nt
Organism: Caenorhabditis angaria
Lineage: Eukaryota; Metazoa; Nematoda; Chromadorea; Rhabditida; Rhabditidae
Source: the annotation of a GenBank genome assembly
AUGCAGUCGUGCCAAACACCAACUUUCGAUAGUUCCACACAGCUAAUUGGUGACGGUACAAUUGAAUCAACAGCACGUUCAACAAUGUUGACUCCGACAUCGUUGGACAGCGAAUCUCCGCGGAAGAGUUUUGCUAACAACAAUUCUGAACGUUGGAACACUCGCAGAGAUCAUUGGGUUUGUAGUUUGAUUUAUUGGAUUUCGAGAUAAUCAAAACACUAAUUCAGAGUUCAAUUCGCGCCCCACCACCAGCUAAUCUAACAAUUCCAACUAGUCAAAAAACUCCUUUCUCACCACCACCAAUCAGUUUCAAUCAAACCCCUAAUUCGUUGUUUUCGCCACCUCUGUUCAAUUCCAAGUCGAGACAAUUGUUUUCACCGCCGAUUCCAUCGACACCAUUGAGUUAUGGCAAAAAUGCAUUCGAUAAACAGAGCGUAUUUUCGACAGCAACUACUACACCUGGGGAACCGAUUGAAGUUGAGGCUAGCGUUGAAUAUUUGGCUGAACUCGUGAAAGAAAAGAAACACUUGAUGCUCUUCCCUCACAUGUUCAACAAUGUGGAACGGUUAUUGGAUGAAGGUAUUUUGUUUUUCUUAUCGAAAUUUUAUAAUAAGUUUUAUUUUAGAAAUAGCAAGAGUUCGCCUUUUGCUGUUCCAAACAGAUUUUCCUCGAAUCGAUCUUCCAGAACCAGCCGGUGAUCUAGUUUCAAUAACCGAGAAAAUCUACGUACCUAAGAAUGACUACCCAGAUGUAAGCUUGAUAUAAUCGCAAAGUGAAAAUAAUUCAUAUGAUUUCAGUACAACUUCGUUGGAAGAAUUUUGGGACCACGUGGAAUGACGGCAAAACAAUUGGAACAGGACACUGGUUGCAAGAUCAUGGUUCGUGGAAAAGGAUCGAUGAGAGACAAGUCAAAGGUUUUAAAAUUAUUAAGUUUAUCUAAUGUAUUUUAAAGUCAUUCAAGGAAAACACUCACCGUGGAAAAACCAACUGGGAACAUCUCGAUGACGAGUUGCAUGUUUUGGUGCAAUGCGAGGACACUGAGAAUCGCGUGCAUUUGAAAUUAGAAGCUGCCAUCGAACAAGUCAACAAGUUGUUGGUUCCGGCUGUAAGUUUUAAAUGAAAUGAAAGACUCUAGAAAUGAAUUUUUAGCCGGAAGGAACAGAUGAGUUGAAGCGAAAACAAUUAAUGGAAUUGGCCAUCAUAAAUGGAACAUAUCGACCAAUGAAAUCUCCAAAUCCAGCGAGAAUUAUGACAGCUGUUCCAUUGUUGUCACCAUCUCCACUUCGCACUCCAGCUUCUGUGAUGAUGUCACCAAACCCGAACACCAACACAGCGUCACUUGUGGUUAGUUUGGCUCUUUAUUUAUUUAAUAAUUUUCAAUUUUCAGAACCCAAAUACUGCUGUUUCAACAUCUUUGUUUGAUUAUCCACUUCUGAGGUAACCUUUCUAAUUCUCCCAUGAGCGUUUUCAUAAGCAUUAUUUUCAGCCCAAGUGUAUUUGACGCUUUCGGUUCUCUUCAAAUUCAAACAGAAUUCAACUUCCCGAAAUACCCAACAACCACAGCCUUUGUGAAUUCAUUCCCAUCGCUCUUUUCGACUUCGUCAAACUCUACAAACAGUGUUCAUACCACAAGUGCUGCAACAACUGUAACUCCAACCAGCGCCACCUCGAGUUCGCACUCUUCAUUCUAA